AUGGCUCCCUCGGCUAGGGCACCUAAGCCCAAGCCGUUGCUCACAGUGCAAGCUCCUGUGAGUUGGCAAAAGAGCGUGUUGGCGACUCUCGAUACUGGUUUCUCCCCCGUCGACACCUCAAAGCUGAAGAGCCCGCUGAGGGCCUUCAACAUUAACAUGAUUUCUGACCUCGAAAUCGGUUCCCCCAUUGAUUCCUCCGAGGUCGAGAUCCAGAGCCCUCUCAGAGCCUUCAGCAUCAACCUUGCUUCUGACGACGCGCCUGGCUCCCCCAUCAACCCCUCUGAUCUGAGAAGUCCCCUUAGGGCUGUCAGCAUCACAACGGGACCCGCCUUAUCGUUUGAGGAGGCUUCCAAACAGGAAAACUUUAUCGUAGCCGACGAAGAGAGAAUCACACUGCAACAACCCGGAGCUCUCCCUACGCCUCCUCCCGAGUUCUCCAAGAACACCGAGAUUGCCCACAAGAUUAUGGAUGUCUUCCAGAAGUACGGAAGACAUAUUCUGCCAGAGGGAGAAACAGACGAUACCUGGAUCGGCCGCAAGAUGUUUCUGCCCCGCGUGGAGCAAUACAUCAGCGACAACGUUCCCAUCAAGAUGAUCAUUCCUUCGUUCCCGUGGAAGAGUAUCAACCGCCAAGACAAGGUUAUUGGCGUUCUACCCGACUUGGGCGAAGACCUAGCGCUUGCGAGGCUGAAUGCCCUCUGCGUCGAUAUCGGAAAGGUCUACCAGGGCGGCGCUGAGGUCCACAUCGCCACAGAUGGCUUGGUGUUCAAUGAUGUGGUCGGCAUCUCGGACGACGAGACAUGGGAGUACGGAUCUACUCUCAUGGACAUGGCCGCUAAGAAAGGCUACAAGGGCAUCAAGCUGCUCCGCGUCAUGGACUUCCUGGGCAUGACGGACGGCCUGGGACCAAUGACCAAGGAGCAGUACAUGGAACAGGUCGGCGAGGCCCGCCAGCAGCUCGAAUCCCAGUUCGGCAACGCGCUGGAGGAGGUUCGCAAGAUGAUCGACACGGACAACGACACGCUCAUGACCUACCGCGGCUUCAUCCGCUUCCUCGAAGUUGAUCUGCGGAACAGUCCCGUCGCGGCGCACGCCACUUCCGGCCACAAGUACCGCAAGGUCGUCAAGGAGGUAGCCAUGAAGAUGAUGAUGCGCGCCGAGUCGUUCACAAAGAUCAUCCUGGCCACCUGCCCCGACUACGUCCGUCUUUCCAUCCACCCGUCCAGUGGUGCCGUUAAGCUGUCGAUGCCUCUGCUGGUUGAGAAGCACAACCCUGAUGGCUUCCCUCGCACGCCCUGGCACAGCUGUAUUGCCGUCUCCGUGGAUGGCGGUUACCGCUCUCUGCACGCCCGUGACGUCCGGAAUACCCACGACCUGAUCAUGAAGAACGGUCAGCCUUGGUGCUUCCGUGAGAAGUCCGAGCUCUUUGAACUCGGUGACAACGUCGAGAUUGAGCAUCUUUACCCCAGCGGUAUCGAGGUUCGGCCCAAGGAUGCCGGAUCCGGCUCCGUCAACUUGGGCGAUGCAGCAAAGGAGAAGUUGACGAAGCUUGCCAAGCUGCAGCCAGUCAGGGCUGUCGGCUUCGCUGAUGCUUCAAAGUUUUAG
Molecule: messenger RNA, 1605 nt
Organism: Colletotrichum truncatum
Lineage: Eukaryota; Fungi; Ascomycota; Sordariomycetes; Glomerellales; Glomerellaceae
Product: pyoverdine dityrosine biosynthesis
Source: RefSeq, a predicted model, not a curated record